AUGGCAGACUACGACAGACGCCAGUCAGGCGGCCCCAAUUAUCGCAAAAGAAGAUUCAGAGAUGACGAUGACCAUUACGAUCGGCGCCAACAGCGCCGGCGCACCGACUCGGCCCCGGUGCCUGUUCGCUUGCGUCGGCAGCUUCUUGGCCUUGCCGACUCGCCAUUGCGAGGCUGGGCAGAGGAAGUGACGUCCAUUGCGCGCAUGGUCACGGACAACCACGACGACGCCAAUUUGCGCGACACGUUUGUCAAUCUGACGUUGCAAAUGGUUGUGGAGCAGCCGCUCAAGACACCCUUUGUCGCCGCCGUGCUGCUGGUCGUCAACGCGCUGAAACCAGAACUGCUGGACGUGGUGCUGGCUCGAGUGGCUGCCCAGACGGAAGAGAACGUUGCAAAGGGUCUGUGGCGCGAGGUGAAGCUGCUCCUGAGGCUCUUGGCCUGCCUUCAGGGCUGCCUGGAAGGCGAUGGCGUCUUUCCCUUGCUGGAGGACUUGUUUACGAGAGCCGCCGACUUGCAGACGGCCAGUUCUGAAGAUGUCAUCGGAACGGAAAUCGUCAAAAUAAUUCUCCUAACCAUCCCCUAUGCCAUGGCCGCGGCUCCGGGUCAGUUCACACGGCAGGCAGCAGACCUCAUGGAGAGGACGGACGUGAUUGCGUCUGAGCCACACGCUCUCCAGGCCAUGGUCGACCCCUACCAGCCCGAGGGCACAGAUGAGAGCCCGGCGGCAUCGCUGAACUUGUGCAUGCUGCUCCAGAAGCAGCUGCAGACGGAAGCCUCCCAGGGCUGGGAGCUGGCCUGCAUCCCCCGACCCUUGUCAACGCCGCUGGAAGACAUGGAGCUCCGGGACAAGCUCGCCAGCGCGCUCAAACAUGCCAUCCCGGCCAUUGCCAUCCCGCCGACCGCUGUCGCCGGGCCGCGUCUGCUGUUCCCGGAGAUCCAUUUCUCUGUCUACAGCGGCCAAGACGUCGAGUCCGUGCCCCCGCACACCAGCGUCGCCGCCUCUCUCAUCCGCGACGCGCUGGCCGACACCAUCAACAGCCUCGACUUCAACAGAAACGUCACUGCCAGGUUCCUGAUGGACAUUGACUCGUACUUUGCCGACGGCACCUUUGUGAAGCGGGCCACGCCUUUCGACGAGUUGCGGAACCUCGGCCCCGGGAAAUCGACGUGGAAGCCCGAGGACGUGGCGGUAGACGCCGUCUUCUCGCAGCUGUUCCAGCUACCAAAGCCCGAGCACAAGGUCGUCUACUACCACUCGGUGCUGACGGAGGCUUGCAAACUGGCCCCGGCUGCCAUCGCCCCCAGCCUGGGCAGAGCGAUCCGGUUCCUAUACCGCAACACGCCGCAAAUGGAUCUCGAGCUCAGCUACCGCUUCCUCGACUGGUUCUCGCACCACCUGAGCAACUUUGGCUUCACGUGGAAGUGGGCCGAAUGGGUUGAAGACACCGAUCUUCCCGAUCUCCACCCGUGCAAGUGGUUCCUGCUGGGCGCGCUGGACAAGGAGAUUCGACUGAGUUUUGCUCAGAGGAUUCAAAAGACGCUGCCGGAGCCGUAUCAUAAGCUCAUCAGUUCCGAGAAAGAAAAGGAUGUCCCCGACUACAAGUACGGCCGUUCUGAUGCUCCCUUCUCCAAAGAGGGACAGGAGAUUGCCGCUCUGUUGAAGCGCAAGGCCACCGACGAGGAGCUGCAGCCCGCUAUGGACAGCAUCGCGGCGCAGGCCGCGGCGCAGGGGCUGGAUCCCGUCGUUGCCAGCACAGACGUCUUCAUGACGGCUGUCUGCUGGGUCGGAUCCAAGUCGCUCAGCCACGUGCUGGCUUGCAUCGACCGAACCAAGGGCCGACUCGUCGACGUCGGCACCACCAACCCGACCGCGCGGUCGCAAAUCAUCUCGUCCGUCAUGGACUACUGGAGCGCCCACCCCGGCAUCGCGCUCUCCAUUGUCGAAAAGCUGCUCAACUACUCCAUCCUCACGCCCCUGUCCAUCGUGGACUGGACGCUCACCGCCAGCACGCCGCACAACGGCUGCCGCGGCGGCGAGGUCCUCGGCCAGUCCCACAUGUACGAGCUGGUGUGCAACACGGUCGCCAAGGUGAGCGGCCGCGUGCGCCACCUCCUCACGUCGCCCGACGCGGAUCAGGAAACCCGCGACAGUGAGACGGCCUCGAUGCGGGAUCUGUUCCGCGCCGUCCACGAGGCCCUCGCGGGCUGGGCGGCGGCCGGCCGGCAGGACGAGCCGAUGGAGGACGGAGGCGGAGACGGCUCGCCAGAGCGCGAGGCCCUUCUUCGGAGGUGGGCUCAGCGAUGGCUACGCGUCUUCCAGAGGCUGGCGGCCAUUGAAGAGACGUUUGUGGCAGAGGCCAAGAAUCAUCGGUGGACGGAAAAGGUCGGCGACGAGGCAGGAAUCACCAAGCCCGCAGACAUGAACGCGGACAUGAACGCGGACAUGAACGCGGACGCGGAUGCGGUGGAGCCUGACUCGAACGCGCAAGAGUAA
Molecule: messenger RNA, 2496 nt
Organism: Ustilaginoidea virens
Lineage: Eukaryota; Fungi; Ascomycota; Sordariomycetes; Hypocreales; Clavicipitaceae
Exons: 4
Coding region: 1-2496 (831 amino acids)
Biological process (GO): mRNA export from nucleus; nuclear-transcribed mRNA catabolic process, nonsense-mediated decay
Cellular component (GO): nuclear cap binding complex; nucleus
Molecular function (GO): RNA cap binding; mRNA binding
Source: RefSeq, a predicted model, not a curated record